GACUAAUAAACUCCACUUUAUUGAUCUCUGUGGGUAAAUUUAGGUUACAAUGACAUUCAGAUAUACUUAAACACCUAGAUAUGUAAACACUCUAACACACAAGUAUGCAUAAUAUUAAGAAUAAUUCGGCCAAAGUUAGCAAAUACACAAUAUUACUCCAUUACAGACAAUUUGUGCAAUAAGUACACCGUUGCUAGUCACCACUGUGCAGCGUCUUAUUUUUGAGCAAAUAUCAUUAUGUCCUGCUCAAGACCACAUGAGUGAUCACACACCUAAACACCGUGUCACCUACUUAUACGUGUACUUGGCAUUAUUGUGAAUCUUAACUCACUGACCACACAGAUAUUGGUCUGGGCAACAUAAUAUAUUAGAGGCAAAGACAUAACCAAGUUGAUUUCUCUUUGACAUGUCAAACUGGCUAGUGUGGCUUCCGACCGCACCCUAUCGUGUGAGCUCGACAAGUUGAAAAGUACACACAACAUGUAUGCACUUUCACGUACGUAGCGGUUUGUCUCGUCGAUCCUGUGGACUUGACUUCUGGAUGAAGAGGAGUGAGCAUUGACUUGAAUGGCGAACGCUCUACGUCUCGCAGCCGUGACUCUAUCAGUGUCUCAGGACACUUUCUACUUCAACAUCAAGCCACAGAGUAAAGACGCCACGGAGAGCUCCGAGACGCGCCUGUACUGUGACGUCAGCGAACGACGUCACAUCUUCUUCCAGUGGAUGCAGAGAGGGAAACCAGUGGUCAACACGACCCGGAAGUACCAGGAGGACAGCAACCUCCGGAUUCUCCGAGUCCUGCGAGACGAGGACGAGGGCCCGUUCCAGUGUAUCGCUACCAACUACACCACUGGAUUUUCCUUACAGAGCCAGGAGGCCUUCUUGAACAUCUUAUGGAUCGACAGCAAAGCCCACGUCUUACUCCGCCGUCCCAAAAAGGAGGAGGUGGUCGCCGGGACAGACAUCACUCUCAAGUGUCAAGUCUCGGGCAACCCAGAGCCCACCACGCUGUGGUACCUCAACACCUUCAGACUUUUCAACAAGGAAAAGGUUCGUAUUCUGGAUGGAGGCCAACGACUCAAGUUGAUCAACGUGACUGGAGAGGAUAACGGCGUCUACUCUUGUCGCGCCGAGAACAUGGCAGGGGCCGUCGACAGUGAUCGGAACUUCAUCCUAAACGUCAAAGCCACCGACUCGCCCCGGCUGAGAGAGGCUGAGUUCACGCCCUUCCAACUGGCCCUCAAGUACCAGGCAGCCCGGCUAGAUUGUCCCUUCGAAGGCGUCACUCGCAUUGACUGGUUCUCCAACUACGAGAAACUCUCCAACGUCAGCUCCAGACAUGUGGUCUACCCAAACGGCUCUCUGUACUUCCCGCGAGUCCGGCCAGCUGAUGAGGGCACGUACAGGUGUGAAGGACUCAGCCUGACAGGUCCGGCACAGACAUUCACCUCGGAACUUGCACUUGCUGACCUGGAUGACAUCACAUCGCAGUCGUUCGAGCCUCGUCUGCUGCCGUCCUACCCUAUCGUGAUCCCGGUACAAGAACGGUUUGAGAUCAAGGUGUUCCCACCCCAGGGACGGCCAAACCCAGACUAUCGGUGGCUGGACAGAAACGUUCGUGUGGUGGGGACGUCAGGUCGCAUACAUGUGGCGGGACAGAACCUGGUGUUCGAGUCCCCUCAAGAGAUGGACUCGGGGAACUACACGUUCGUCGCCAACAACACAGCGGCAGAGAAGAGGAGGGGCUUGUGGGUCAUCGUCUCUGCAAUGAGCUCCCACCCGUCCCACUCAUCAGCCUCUGCCACGGGUACAGCCUCCGUGACUGCCGCUAUGGCCAUCAGGAACAGAGGCGCCGGCAUGGAGAAGUUCCAGUUCCCGAGACAGGAUCUACAGACCCUCGGCAUUAUAGGGAAAGGACAAUUUGGUGACGUGUUUCUGGCUAAGGCUCGGUCUAUCAGACCCAUCGAACAGGAGACGUUGGUGGUGGUCAAGUCUCUGUUGGUCAAGGGGGACGCGGCGAGCGUGGAGUUCCACAACGAGAUGGACAUGUAUGGCAAACUGGACCACCCGAAUGUCGUACGUCUCCUGGGCGUGUGUCGGGAGAUGGAGCCGUACUUUAUGAUCACCGAGUAUUGUGAUUGGGGUGACCUGAAGCAGUUCCUGUUGGCGACCAGGAGCGACAACGGCCGCCGUGUGAUGGUCCCCCGCGUGCCGCCCCUCACCUCCAUACAGAAGCUCAAGCUGUGUCAACAAGUGGCCCUGGCUAUGGAGUAUCUGUCCGGCUACAAGUUCAUCCACCGAGACUUGGCCGCCAGGAACGUGCUCUUGACCUCCAGGCUUGACCUCAAGGUUUGCAGCCUGACGCUGUGUCGUGACGUGUACGCCAACGAGUACUACCUUCACCCGACCCGCCAGACUCCCCUCCCUCUCCGCUGGCUGCCCCCAGAGGCCGUGAGAGACGCGGAUUUCAGCUUCCAAACGGACAUCUGGUCUUACGGCAUCUUCAUGUGGGAGGUGUUCCAUCUGUGCGACUUGCCCUACCGUCUGCUCACCGACGACGAAGUCUUCAAAUCCCUCUGUGGCGGAACAGGAACUGGCGCUGCUGCUGGGAGCGGAGCUAGCGGUGCUGUUUCAAACGCAAGCGGUUUGAACGUGUCACAAACUGGUGGAAGCUCGCUGGCUGGCACAAGCGUGUCGUCGUCUUCGCUACCGCGUCUGGACUUUGCUGAGCAGUGCCCGAGUCACAUGGUAGACAUCGUUCGUCAGUGUUGCGCAGUUCUCCCAUCCAGCCGCCCCACCUUCUCUGACCUUGUGGUGACGCUUGGGCACCUCUUGACAAACGGCGAUUGUGUUUGAAAAUGUACACAAUGAGACAAUACGAAGGUGGAAUGAGAACCCCACUUUCUGAGACUCAGUAAUGCAAUGAGACAAUUAGUCGGCAUAACGAAUUUUCUGAUUCUACUACAGACCAGAAGAACUUGACAGAGGGUAAAAUUUGUACAUGUACAUUUGUUUUGUCGUGUUUGACAACUUUGAAUAAGUCUUUAUGUUGGACCACAUUCAUCUAGAUGGAACGCCUAUGUGUGGGAAAUCAGUCUUCUGCCUGCACCGUGGGAGCCGCUUGAUACACUACUUUUCUACACAGAGCACGAAAUGGCCUGCGUCAGUAAAAGUAAAGUUGGGCCUCCCAUUUCGAACUGCUUGACCUCAUGAGCAACAUCAGUAGUCACCGGAAAGGGGAGAGGGUGGGUGUUAACAGUUUCGUCUCCCAAGAAAAGGAAAUAGCACUCAAUGAUCAAGCUGAUGCGUGGGGAAAGGGGGGCAAAACUUUACUUUUACUCUCAACUGUUGUGGAAUGUUAUUUUUAUUACAAUAGGAAGUGGAAACCCAUGUGGUUUCUCUUGUGUGUGCCGCACAUGGCGAGACGAUAAUAUUAUUGUCUCACUGGGUUCUGUCAGAGCUGGUGGAAGAGUGACUAGCAAAGACAGAGGAGAAAGAUAUUUGAACCUAAUAGUAAGGGUGUUCAUACCAACGGACAGCACCAGGCGUUGACAAGAACGUGAUGCAUUUCUACAUUUUUCUGACAACAGCUGCUUGACAAGUUCUGAAUGCUCCUGUACACAAAGACAAUGAACAGAUAUAAUUCAAGCUGUUGAUCUUCUCUAUGAAAUUUUAGCCAAAUCGUGAACCUGGCAGCAAUGAUGCAAUCCAGAAUUUCAAGUACCAUUGUGUGUGUGUGUGUGUGAUUCACUGAGAUGACCAUACGAGGAUGAUGUGUACUGUUAUCACUCUCAGAUUCUGCAUGUUUUACAAUAUUAAUAUAUUGGAACAUUACAACACGAUAUUUGGUUGCAGACAAACACAAUACAUGCAUUGCUGAAUUCUCUUUGUAUUUUAGUGCUUUUAUGAGACGUGAGUGAACAAUUGAAUAGUGAAAAAUUCUCCAUACUUCAUUUCGGUAAUGUGGUUUUGUUUGUCCUAUGUGUUUCAAAGAAAAGUGAGAUUUGUGUGUGUUAGUGGAAAUAUUUUUAAGAUAUUAAAUACUUUUGUAAAUAUGGGCCCAUCUUCUAACGAGACUAGCUGAAGUCUGCUGCCUGUGGUUUUCAGCUUUAAGUGUCCGCUGUAUAUCAGAAGUCUCCGUGAAGUAUAAUACGUGUAGUUUGAACCCCGCUGUGUAUAAAACCCUUUUGCUUCUAUAUUUUGACAUGAAAUGUUUCCUUGAAUUAGUGCCCCGCAUGUUGUCAAAUUACGAGUACGCUGCAGGAUAAUGCUGCAGUGUAAGUUGUGACCCUACCAGUUCAGUUUCUUCUCAUUCCCCCCUUUUAUUUCUUGCCCCUAGCUUACAAAGCUUCGGGUGUUCCUUAACGACCUUAUAUUCUUUUGAAGGAAUUGUCAAGAGAAUCUGCUUCUGUCCUGGUCUUAACUAUAUUUUUUUUAAACUUUGCAAGGUUUGUACGUCUAUUCAACCCUCAGUUCUAAUUCGUUUGUUCCUUUCAGGAGCCAAUAAGUCAAGCUACUUUUUCAGAGCUUCAAAUUUGAAUUCUUUUGUUCAUUUUGUAGAUUUUGCUAAAUGCGGAGAAAUGAAAUACCACUUCAACUAACUUUAGAUCAGAGGAAAUCUGGUCAUUAUAAUUUGUAAACAAUAAAGUGAUUUUUUUUUAGUUUUUAGGAAACUUUAUCUUUUAAAAUUUAAAACGUAUAAAAUAAAACAAUUGAACAGAUCUACAACUUGCACUUUUGAGGGAACAUUGUCUUUUACAAUUUACAAACAAAAUCUCACAUGUGACCAAACACACAACAAAUGCCUGACAAGUGAAUGCAACAACCACUCUUGACACUUUGAUGUCCAAUGGCUCAUAGAAAGUUAAGAAAGAGAAUACCAUGCUAGAAUGAUUGUAAUGUGUUCUUGAACAUUCACUUUAGCUAAAGAUUUGAACAACGCAAAUAUUUUGUUACAGUACAGGAGGAUGCAUUGGCCUCAAUGAUUGUUGUUAAUAGUGUCACUGGUACCAUUUGUGUGCUGAUUAUAGUUAUUAUUGUUAUUGUUACUAUUAUUAUUACUAUUAUUACUAUUAUUAUUAUUAUUGUCAUUGUUGUUUUUAUUUUUAUUAUCAUUUUAUUGUUAUUUGUAUAUCAUCAUCGUCAUAAUCACUAUCAUCAUCAUCAUCAUCAUCAUCAUCAUCGUCACCAUCAUCAGUAUCAUCAUUAUAACAACAGUGGAUAGUUAAGA
Aplysia californica (California sea hare) is the source of this 5230-nucleotide messenger RNA. Its product is annotated as inactive tyrosine-protein kinase 7. Lineage: Eukaryota; Metazoa; Mollusca; Gastropoda; Aplysiida; Aplysiidae. The record is from RefSeq and is a predicted model, not a curated record. Gene Ontology annotation, molecular function: ATP binding; protein tyrosine kinase activity; cell-cell adhesion mediator activity. Gene Ontology annotation, biological process: axon guidance; homophilic cell-cell adhesion; protein phosphorylation. Gene Ontology annotation, cellular component: plasma membrane; axon.